This is a messenger RNA of Gaeumannomyces tritici R3-111a-1, 183 nucleotides long. RefSeq lists its product as hypothetical. Lineage: Eukaryota; Fungi; Ascomycota; Sordariomycetes; Magnaporthales; Magnaporthaceae. The record is from RefSeq and is a predicted model, not a curated record. The transcript has 2 exons. The coding region runs from base 1 to 183 and encodes 60 amino acids.
AUGCAGGAGCUCACAGGAUGGCAGGGAAGCAGGAGCGGCGCCGGCUCGGGGCUACUGCGCGAACCAGCACCCGUCGGUGCCCUCUCACACCCACCCCUCGUGCCUAGCAACCAGAAGAGUCCCUACGGGCUGCGUCCAGACCGCAUGUCGGGCCUCCCCAUGUCCGUCCUCAAGAGGCAGUGA